Molecule: messenger RNA, 1554 nt
Organism: Saccharomyces paradoxus
Lineage: Eukaryota; Fungi; Ascomycota; Saccharomycetes; Saccharomycetales; Saccharomycetaceae
Gene: VMA2
Product: H(+)-transporting V1 sector ATPase subunit B
Exons: 1
Coding region: 1-1554 (517 amino acids)
Biological process (GO): ATP metabolic process; proton transmembrane transport
Cellular component (GO): proton-transporting V-type ATPase, V1 domain
Molecular function (GO): ATP binding; proton-transporting ATPase activity, rotational mechanism
Source: RefSeq, a predicted model, not a curated record
AUGGUUUUGUCUGAUAAGGAGUUAUUUGCCAUAAAUAAGAAAGCCGUCGAGCAAGGUUUCAAAGUGAAGCCUAGAUUGAACUAUAAUACGGUCAGUGGUGUGAACGGUCCAUUGGUCAUUUUGGAAAAAGUCAAGUUCCCACGUUACAAUGAAAUUGUUAAUUUGACAUUGCCAGAUGGAACCGUGAGACAAGGUCAAGUUUUGGAAAUUAGAGGAGAUAGAGCCAUUGUGCAAGUGUUUGAAGGUACAUCUGGUAUUGAUGUCAAGAAGACUACCGUGGAAUUCACCGGUGAAAGUUUGAGAAUUCCUGUGUCUGAAGACAUGUUGGGUAGAAUCUUUGACGGUUCUGGUAGACCCAUUGACAACGGUCCUAAAGUUUUUGCAGAGGACUAUUUGGACAUUAACGGUUCUCCUAUCAACCCAUAUGCUCGUAUUUAUCCAGAAGAAAUGAUUUCUACUGGUGUUUCUGCUAUUGACACAAUGAACUCAAUUGCCAGAGGCCAAAAGAUUCCAAUUUUUUCCGCAUCCGGUUUACCACAUAACGAAAUUGCAGCACAAAUCUGUAGACAGGCUGGUUUGGUGAGACCCACCAAAGAUGUUCACGAUGGUCAUGAAGAAAAUUUCUCCAUCGUGUUUGCUGCCAUGGGUGUUAACUUGGAAACUGCUAGAUUUUUCAAACAAGAUUUCGAAGAAAAUGGGUCUUUGGAAAGAACUUCAUUAUUUUUAAACUUGGCUAACGACCCUACCAUUGAAAGAAUUAUUACUCCAAGAUUGGCCUUGACCACGGCUGAAUACUUGGCUUACCAAACCGAACGUCAUGUUUUGACCAUCUUGACCGAUAUGUCAUCGUAUGCAGAUGCGCUAAGAGAAGUUUCCGCUGCUAGAGAAGAAGUUCCAGGUAGAAGAGGUUAUCCUGGUUACAUGUACACAGAUUUGUCCACGAUUUACGAAAGAGCUGGUAGAGUAGAGGGCCGUAACGGAUCCAUCACUCAGAUACCUAUCUUGACAAUGCCUAACGAUGAUAUCACGCAUCCAAUUCCGGAUUUGACAGGGUACAUUACCGAGGGUCAAAUCUUUGUUGACCGUCAAUUACAUAAUAAGGGUAUCUACCCACCAAUCAACGUCUUGCCUUCGUUGAGUAGAUUGAUGAAAUCUGCCAUCGGUGAAGGUAUGACCAGAAAGGAUCACGGUGACGUUUCUAACCAAUUGUAUGCCAAGUACGCCAUCGGUAAGGACGCUGCCGCCAUGAAGGCCGUCGUCGGUGAAGAAGCGCUAUCCAUUGAAGAUAAAUUAUCUUUGGAGUUUUUGGAAAAGUUCGAAAAGACCUUUAUCACACAAGGCGCCUACGAAGACAGAACCGUUUUUGAAAGUUUGGACCAGGCAUGGAGUUUGCUAAGAAUCUACCCUAAGGAGAUGUUGAAUAGAAUCUCCCCAAAGAUUCUUGACGAAUUUUACGAUAGAGCCAGAGACGAUGCCGACGAAGAUGAAGACGAUGCCGACACAAGAAGCUCCGGUAAGAAGAAGGACGCCAGCCAAGAAGAAUCUCUAAUUUAA